Messenger RNA from Melitaea cinxia (Glanville fritillary), 696 nucleotides. Its product is annotated as keratin-associated protein 16-1-like. The coding region runs from base 1 to 696 and encodes 231 amino acids. NCBI's taxonomy places the organism in Eukaryota, Metazoa, Arthropoda, Insecta, Lepidoptera, Nymphalidae. The transcript has 3 exons. The record is from RefSeq and is a predicted model, not a curated record.
AUGUGCUCUACAGAUUUUAGGCCCACUUGUCCAACCAUUCUUCCAUGUGGUUCAGGCCCGUGCUUUUUUAACUGUUCUUCUCCACAACCUUGCUGUCAACCUUGUUGCCCUCCUCCAGUUCCUUGCACUCCUUGUCCUCCUUGUAUCUGUAAGCCCGUGUUUAGACCAUGUCCCGGACCAGUCAUACCAGAUUUGGUACCACCAUUAGUUCCUUUGUUGCCGUCUUGUAAGCCUCGUAGAAAACCGUAUUCUGAGCCUUGCCCACCACCGCCCUCCACACCCGUUUGUUGCCCACCGGUUUUACCUUGCUGUCCACCUCCAGAACCCUGUGAUCCACCUCCGCUGUGUCCGUGUCCAGAACCAACACCUUGCUACCAGCCAGUGCUGCCGCGUUGCAACCCCCAAUGUCCACCGCCCAUCCUUCCUAAGCAACAGCCGAUUUGUCCACGAGCACCACCUUGUCUGUAUCCUUGUUUGCCAAUUUCUAGAAGUUGCUGCCCAGAUUGCGAAUUGGAUCCUGUAACUCGAAGAAGACCUUUGAUAGUACAUGAUAGUGUUUUUGCAAAUAGACCAUCAAGUUUGCCUGCAGAAUGUUUCACAAGACGUAAUCCCAACGUGCGAUACUCCACUUGUAAUUAUGUUAAACAGGAUCCUGAAUCUGGUUGCUACUAUCACGUCGACGUACCUCUACGAUAA